AUGCAAACUAAGAACGUUCUGGCGCUUCUUGCCCUCACAGCUUCUGUUCUUUCUGCGCCCGUACCAUCUUCUAAAUUCUCAAGUCUUGGCUCAGCCUUCGGUAACUUGAACUGGAAUGGCGAGGGCAAUUCCGUUGGCAAUGGAAAUAAGGGCAAUGGAAAUGAGAACGGUGAUGGAUCAGGAUCGAAUGAUGGAAAUGGAAAUGUUUUCGGGAACGGAAAUGCCAUUGGUAGUGGAAACUCCGGUAUCGACAUCUUGAAGCGUGGUGAUGGCUCAAAUGUCUUGGGCAGCGCUUUCGGAAACUUGAAUUCUAACGGUGGGCACAAUGCUGCUGGAAAUGGCAAUGCCCAUAAUGGUAACGGUAAUGGUGAUGGAUCAGGAUCAUGGGAUGGAAAUGGCAAUGAAUUUGGCAACGGGAAUGCUAUUGGAAGUGAUAACUCGGGGAUAAGCAUCUUAAAGCGUGGUGAUGGCUCAAAUGUCUUGGGCAGUGCCCUGAGCAACUUGAAUGGUAAUGGUAAUGGUAAUUCUGCCGGAAACGAGAACUGGGGCAAUGGAAACGGCAAUGGAGAUGACAGCGGAAGUUCAGAUGGCAACGGCAACAUUUUUGGAAACAAGAAUUCUAUCGGGUCAGGAAACUCAGGAUUCAGUAUCCUCAAUAAGAUGCGUCGCCAAUCCGACGCGGCCGAUGUAAUUCCAGAUCAAACAGCCACCGGACUUCAAAAAGAUGUCACCGAUGUCUUCACGAGCUUUCUCCCAACGGGUGUGCCAGGAAUUGUCAAAGGUGCAGCCACCGGUACCGAGUCAGAUUUCGGAAAAGAACAAAACAAAAAACGCCAAUUGGUGUUGACUGGCCUAGGUGACGUUGUCGCGCAGGAUGUUGCUUCCUAUAUUCCCUAAAUGGAAUUUUGGGGGUUAGAUGAAGCAGCAUGUUGCAUAUUGUAUGAUAUGUAUAUUAUCUUGUCUUUCAGCGACGAAGUUGUACGAUGUACGAUAUAUGAUAUAUGAGGGUUUGAUAAUUGUUGUAGGAUAAUUCCUGUAUAUAAUUAGGUUUCCAAAUGUUUAU
Messenger RNA from Botrytis byssoidea, 1063 nucleotides. RefSeq lists its product as uncharacterized. The transcript is spliced from 6 exons. Bases 1 to 897 code for a protein of 298 amino acids. NCBI's taxonomy places the organism in Eukaryota, Fungi, Ascomycota, Leotiomycetes, Helotiales, Sclerotiniaceae. The record is from RefSeq and is a predicted model, not a curated record.